AUGAACACACAGGAAAAACAGAACACUAUUACUACCAACCAACCAAUCAGCUUUCCACCAGAGGUUUUAGCCCGUAUCGCACCUGAUAUUUCAUUACAAAGACAUUUACAAUUGGGUUUGAGACCAUGUUUGAGAAAAUUUGAGGAGUUUAGAGAAUAUCGUACAACUGAUGGAGAACUGAGCAAUAAAAAUAAUCCCUGUGUUUUAGGUAGCAACAUAUCUAGACUAGGCGAAAUGUUUGUAAUCACUACCAUAACUGGUGGCAUAAUCGAGGAAAAUAUGCCAGUUACUGAAAUAGAUACAGUUAAGGAUGAAAUUCCCGAUUUUGAAGAAAAUACUAAGGGGGAAGUUGGUUUUGCCUCAGUGUAUCCAAUUGUUCAGGUCGAAAGAGGUAGAGUUGGUGCACCAACAGAUGAAGAAAUGAUUGUCUCACAAAAACUUUGUGAAUCCAUAUUAAAUUCACAACUCAUAACAAAUAAUAGUUUAUCCAUUAAUUCUAUUGGUAUACGUAACGCUGAAACCCAAGAAAUUGUAUAUGAUUCCCAAAAAGAACAAAAUGAAAGAAAGCUUCUAAAUAAUAGGAAAUGGUCUUAUGUGUUGUAUUCUAAACAACAAGUUUUCAGUAGAAAUUCGCCGAUUUUUGAAUUGUGCUUGAAUUCUUUAGUAUUAGCCCUAAAAACUGUUAAAUUACCCCGUGCCUACAUUGAUGAAAGAGCCAUUGAUUUGAAAAUCCCUAUUAGAACUAGAGGUAGAUCCGCUAACAUCAGAGAAAGUUACGACUUAAAUUUUGAUAUAAAUGAAAGGGUACCAUUAACAUUAAAUAUAGCUAACAUAGGUUUUGCUAGUAAUUUCGGCGUAAUAAAAGUGGAAAAUAGUAACGAAGAUCCUAUUUUACUAGCUGAUUUAGAAAGUGAGGCUGAAGAAUCUUCUAUAUUAUCAAGAAUUUCUAUAAUAUCUACACCAACUAACAAGGGAAGUGCUACCACUAAUUUUAAAAGUAUAUAUAUGGCUGCAAGCGGUGAUAAUGUUCCAAUGCAUCUAUUAAAAAGAGCUUUAGAAAUAUCAUGUGAAAGAACCAAUGAUUUAUAUAAAAAAUUAUCCAAAUAA
Messenger RNA from Saccharomycodes ludwigii, 1107 nucleotides. RefSeq names its product exosome non-catalytic core subunit RRP43 (gene RRP43). The record is from RefSeq and is a predicted model, not a curated record. The transcript has a single exon. Gene Ontology annotation, cellular component: cytoplasmic exosome (RNase complex); nuclear exosome (RNase complex). Gene Ontology annotation, biological process: nuclear polyadenylation-dependent mRNA catabolic process; U1 snRNA 3'-end processing; nuclear mRNA surveillance. Lineage: Eukaryota; Fungi; Ascomycota; Saccharomycetes; Saccharomycodales; Saccharomycodaceae. The coding region runs from base 1 to 1107 and encodes 368 amino acids.